AUGAGAGCUUCUCAGAGUCGCCAAAAGAGUUAUCGUGAUAAGAGAAGGAAAACACUUAAGUUACAAAAAGAUGAUCACAUGUUCUUGAGGGUUACUGGUGUUGGUCGAGUUUUGAAGUCUCAAAAGCUCACUUCGCAUUUCAUCGUUGAGGAUAUAUAUCUGGAUCCUUUGCAUGUGAUCCAAAUGGAUGAUGUACAAAUGAAAGAUAACCUGACUGUUGAGAUAUUACCCGUGCAAAUAUGGGAUCGAGAGGAGAAGCAGUUGCGUGGUAAAGAGGUUUCCUUGAGGAAGGUAGUAUGGGGAGGACCAGCUAGUGAAAGAAUGAUGUGGGAGCGUGAGGAUCAGAUUAGAGAGUCUUGA
Messenger RNA from Vicia villosa (hairy vetch), 360 nucleotides. RefSeq lists its product as uncharacterized. The transcript is spliced from 2 exons. The coding region runs from base 1 to 360 and encodes 119 amino acids. NCBI's taxonomy places the organism in Eukaryota, Viridiplantae, Streptophyta, Magnoliopsida, Fabales, Fabaceae. The record is from RefSeq and is a predicted model, not a curated record.